UUCACACUUGCUUUUAAAAUAUUCCUCUUUGACUAUGAAAUUGGCAAACAAGGAUUUAUACCAACUCUUUAAGGAUGCUGGACUUGAUUUGAAAGCCCUCACACUGCGUCGCAAAAUUGAAAUAAUCUCGGUUUAUUUUACAUGGAUGCGUCUGCUUAUGACUACUUGGCAGAUGAUAACCUAUUGCUUGAAUGGAAUUAUUUUAAUGAUCCAAACCGUACAAUUGUGGAUGGUCUAUGGCUGCGAAGUGAUCAUUAACUAUUGAAAGAUUUAAUGGUGGCAGUAAUUUCAAGGCUUUACAAUGAAUUUUGUGUAAACAAAGGGUUUCACCAAACUUUACUUAAUAAUAAA
Molecule: messenger RNA, 351 nt
Organism: Drosophila takahashii
Lineage: Eukaryota; Metazoa; Arthropoda; Insecta; Diptera; Drosophilidae
Source: RefSeq, a predicted model, not a curated record